This is a messenger RNA of Hansenula ciferrii, 4854 nucleotides long. It is a transcript of the gene DOP1, whose product is annotated as Dop1p. The record is from RefSeq and is a predicted model, not a curated record. NCBI's taxonomy places the organism in Eukaryota, Fungi, Ascomycota, Saccharomycetes, Phaffomycetales, Wickerhamomycetaceae. The transcript has a single exon. Gene Ontology annotation, cellular component: trans-Golgi network; endosome. Bases 1 to 4854 code for a protein of 1617 amino acids. Gene Ontology annotation, biological process: Golgi to endosome transport.
AUGGUAACUCUAGACUCAAAAGAUAAGAAGUAUGCUUCUGCGGUUGAGAAGGCGCUAGGCUUCUUCAAUACCGUGGAAGAAUGGGCUGACUGUAUCUCAUUUUUAUCAAAAUUAUUGAAAGCUUUGCAACAAAAACAUACAACACCACACUGGAUACCGCAUGAUAUAAAGAUCUCCACUACAUUAUCAAAAUGUCUAUCUCCCAACUUACCAAGUGGUGUACAUCAAAAGACAAUUGAAGUUUAUGUUUUCAUUUUCAAUGAAUUGGGUGUUGAUGCACUUGCUAAAGAUGUUAAUAUUUGGAUUCCGGGUAUUCUACCAAUUAUGCAAUUUGCAUCCAUUAGUAUUAAAUCAGUUGUUAUAGAUCUCUAUAAAAAUCAUUUGCUCACAUUACCACCAAGUGUACUCAAAAAUCUUAUCAAGCCAAUACUAUCAUAUUUGAUACCUUCAAUAGAUGAUGAAAGAAGUGAAUUUUUCGAUGCAUCAAUUGGGCUGAUAGAACGUUUGAAAACAGAGCUUGGUGAUGAUUCCUUAUUUUGGCAAUCUCUAUUUUUAAUUAUGAUCACCAGUGAAGAAAGAAGAUUAGGUUGUUUGGUCUGGUGCAAUAAGAAACUACCAGAUUUGAAUGUUAUUAUCCCACCACCUGAAGAUUCAAAAGAUGAUACGCCCGAUUACUAUAAAGAAGAGUUGAAAAAGAAACUAAACUCUGAACAAUUAGCACUGAUAACACCAGAACCAGGCUUAUUGGUGAGGUCGUACAUUGCAACAUUGAAAUCUGAUAACAUUCUCAUACAAAGAGGUUUUUUAGAUUUAAUGAUUAAGAAGCUAAAUCUUAAUUCAACAGUACUACAAAAAAUUUCUCCAGCAAAGGAUCUCCAAAGUUUGAUUAUAAGUACAAUCGGUGCUGUUCUUAAGAAAGAUAUGUCAAUUAAUAGAAGAAUUUGGUCAUGGCUUUUAGGUCCUGAGGGAGGUGACAUUAAACCUGUUGACUUUUUUCAACAAAAUGCAUCUGAACAUUUGAUUGAUGGCCUUUUGAAAUAUUUCCAAGGGAAAUAUGGUCAUCAACCUUCUUAUACUCAAAAACUUAUAGGUUACAAAAUUUGCCUCGCAAUUAUGGAUAGGUGGGAAAUUGGAUCUCAAGUCGUACCACAAGUGCUAGUUCCAUUAUUAAAAUCAGUUUAUGACUCCAAGAUAUUACCAGCAAAUGAAUUCAACGAAUUAUUGAAAAGUGCAUCGGCCUUGUUUGAUGCUGUUGAGACAUUGACAAUAUGGAGUACGUUAGUUAAACUUGUGGAUGAUCAAAAUAUCGAUUUCUUAAUAUUUAUUCUUCAAAAUUUCGCUGUUCAAGAUGAGGAGAUGCUGGUUCAUCAAUUUCCUUUAUUUUUCAUUGCAACAUUGAUCAUAAAUGUCAAAACUGAAAGCUGGUAUAAAUUAUUGGAUUUGUGUAUCGGAACUAUUCCUCAGAGAGCUUAUUUACCCAUUGAACAUUCAAAUCCAGAAAUUAUUAAUUUAACAAAUGAAGAAGUAGCAGUUAAAAUUGAUGAAUACUACCAGAAAAAUGAUUCAUUGGCACUUCCAUUCAAUCCAGCUGACCUAGCAAAACUUACUUUGAAUAUAGUGACUAACCUUGCUGUUGAAAACUCAAAGAAGAAUGAUCAAUUUGAUUAUAUUGCACUUUUAAAUAAUGUUAUUGAUACUAUUCCAGAGUUAAACUUCCAUAAUGAUCAAGUUAUUGAAAUAAUAAAAGGCUCAAAUUUUGAAGGUGAUACUUUACUAAGUCUUACAAAGCUUUUCCCAAAAUUACAAUUUGAUGCACCAUUCUCUAAAAUUGAGAUUUUGAGAUCAUUAGUUUUUCAAUUGUGUUCUUUAUUGUUGAAUAAAGGGUAUGCUUAUCAAGUUGAAACCGUGAAAGCUUUAAGCCAUUUAUCCCUCAACAUAUCAUCAAACUAUAUUGAAGCUGCAGUUUCUGCUUUCCUUUUAGAUCUACCUAAGUUUGGUGAUAGAUUGACUUUGUUCAACUAUAUCUGGAUUCACACUACUGAAUCAACAUUAUUGGAUAGACCAUUACAUAUCAUUUUAGAUGAAUUAAGGGAUGCCAAUCAUCCAAACUAUGAUAUUGUUCAAAAUUGGAUUUUGGGUAAUAUUAAUAUCGGGUUGAUAAAUAGAUUAUUUCAACUGGUUGCUUCAAAAUUAAAUGAAUCGGUUAAUGAUAAACUGGUUUUCACUUAUCACUGCUCGAUUUUGUUAAAUGUUUUGAAGGUUGAUACUAAAAGAAUGUUACCAUUAUUCACGGAAGAACUCUCUGUGAUAAACUCCGUUGAAUAUAAAGAUGAAGACGUUUCAACAUAUAAGGAAUUUACAUUAUAUGCUUUGGGUAAAUACUUAGAUACUGGUACAUUUGAUGCUAAUGCAAACCGCGUUGUCUUUAAAUUAGUUGAAUUGUUGUUAGAUGGUCGUGAAAAGAAUUUUGAUCAAUUUGUUUCCAAAGCGUUUGCACUUUCACAAGAUUUCAUCAUUUAUAAUUCAGAAAGUGAAGAUUUUAAAUCCAUAUCAAUCGUCUUAUUGGAUCAUUUGAAAGAGUUGAUUAAGAUGCCAGUUGUUACUAGAAAAGAAGUAUCUGUGUUUAAAAUUCAAGCUGAUAAACAACAAUCACCAUUCUUCGAAUUCUUAUUAUCAAGUUUUGUCAAGUUCAAUAAAUCUGAACUAUUAUCAUCAUGGACUGAAUUGUUGGUUACUUCUUUCAAACAUCAAGAUGAUGCGAUCUUUUUCUCAGCUGAGGCAAUAGUUAUGGCAAUAAUAAAUAAAGUCAAUAUAUUCUUUUAUAAUGACUCGGAAUCCAAAGAUGAUGUUUCAAUCUCAUUGCUAUUGGGUGUUUUGCAAGAACUUUUAUCGUUAGUGAGAACAUAUGUGCUAAGUAUUGAAGUUAAUAGUCCAAGAGUUGGAAAUAAUGACCCUGGGUUCUUUUCAAGUGUUGUAUCAGGUGUUCUAGGUGAUUCCUCGAAGAAUAAUAAUCUAUCAGAUGAAUCUAAAAACCGCCAAAUGGUUAAUUCAUGCUUCAAAGAGGCGACAAGAACUUGUUAUGAAAUAUGGAGUACUUCAGAUUAUACCUUAAAAUUAAAAGCUGAUUCAAAUCCAAACCUUUCAGUUAAAUAUCAAUCUUUGAAAUUAAAACAUAGAUCCAAAAAUUUGUUAGAAAAAUUAUGCAGUUUAGAAUUCAACGAAGUUUUGAAAAGCUUAAUCGCUAUAUAUGGUGGUGAUGAAACUUCCUCGGUUUUCAAGCUUUUGAAUGUUCUUGAUGUCACAAGACCACAAUUAUCAUUACCACAUAUAUUUCAAAUAUUAUCUAUAUCAUUGAGAAACACAAAUAAACAACAAAAACCAAAUUCAUUUGAUGUUAGUUAUUUCCUGGUGCUAUAUCUGUUGUCUUUACAAAAUGACUCUAUGGAGGAUAUUUAUGAUAAUUCAAUCAAUUUUUUGAGAGAAGUUGCUUCUGAUUUAAACUCUUACAAACAAGUUUUAAUCAACAUUGUUAAGUUUACUUGUGUGUUGGCUCAAAAAUUGAAAACAACUACAUUUGGAAGUCAAAAAAGAAUUAAAAAGGAACUCGGUGAUUUAUUUGUGAAGAUACUUCCUGCAUCCUUGAACUAUAAAAACAUUGAAAUCAGUAAUGCUUUAGCAUCAAGUAUCAAUGAUUCAGAUUCUACAAAAACUGACGGUCUGGAAAAUAGUAGCUCAAUGUUAACUUCAUCGGCUACUUUAGAAGCACCAGGAGGAGGUAAUCAAGAGGAACUUUAUACAUCUAUUCAAUGGAUUGUACCAAAAUUAAAUGCUGUUGUUACAGAAGCUGAUAAACUUAAUGCUGCUGUAUCAACCAUCAUGGUUAAUUUAAUAACACCAAAUUUAAAAACAAGAAAUUUUCCUAAAAAUAUUUCAAUUCAUAAUCUAGAACUAUUAGGUGAAUUAUCCAAAGAGUUUAGUGAUUUUAAAAGUUUAAAGUUUCAAUUAUCAGAAGUGUUCAAUGAUCAAUUAUUUUUCGAUGUUGAACAUAUAAGUUAUUGGAAUUUGAUUAUGAAAAAUUGGAUAAAGAAUGAUUCUAGUGAUAAGAUCUCUGAAUAUUUGAACAAAUUAACAUCAAGUGGUACUGCAAAUAUUUUUAAUUGGUCAGAAAAUGAACAAAUUGCUAAAUCAAUGGCUUUAAAGAGAAUCACAUAUUUGUUAUUGAUUAGUGAACAAGAUCAACAUAUUGUUUUAUUAAAAGAAAUAUUCUCCAAAUUGGAUUUAAUUAUUGGUCAAAGUUUAUAUCCUUCGCCAGAGAUUUUCCUUGUUAUUAGAAGUGUUUUACUCAAAUUUUCACCAAUUCAUCUCUAUGAUUAUUGGACAAUGAUUUAUACUACAUUACAACAAUUUUUCUUGAAAUUAUUAGAUGCUGAUAAAAAUGAAAUUUCCAAGAUUAAUUUAAAUAGUAUUUUCCAAGCUUCAAAGUUGUUAGAUUUGAUUUUGGUUUUGAAAUUUGAAGAUUUCCAAGAGUGGAUUUUCAUCAUUGAUACUAUAAAUGCAAUUUAUAAAAAUGUUAAUAUUAUUAGUUUGAUUGAUAAAUUAUCAUUGAAAGAUGAAAUUUAUGAAACAACUGCAUUAACAACUGAAAAAUCGGAACUUUUAUCUAAAUUAUCAGAAUCUAAAGGCCUCAGAAAACCAGCAUUGAUUGGGAUUAGAGAUGUAAGUUCUUUAAGUGUUUUGAAACCAUUUUUUGAUGGGUUAAGUUAUUUUAAUUAUGAAAAUAUUUAUAAUGGACAUGCGCUAGAUCAUGAAGCAUGUGAAGAAGAUAUGAUUUCUGAUUUGUUUUUGAAUGCAUAG